AAAAUGUCUUCCCUUAGCUUUGUUACAUAUGAUGAACUAAUAGGAAUUUUUCAAUCAAAAAACACUUAUAUCUAGUUUCAGAAAGAGUAUACUAAAGAAUGGUAAGAGUCUGAGAUCGUAAAAUUUAAAAGAUUCAUGAGAAGAAAUAAAAAAAUUAAGAAAGACAAAGUGUUCUUCUAAUAUCAAUCCUAAUUCAUUCAAACUAAAAGUUAUCAGCAAUGUAGAAAAUUUUUAAGAGAUUAUAUACGAAAAGUGUUAGAUAAACAUAGAUAUGAAAUACUUAAAAAUCAUGAAAUACUAUAUUGUUUUGGACCUUUGCAUCCUAAUUUUGAAGUUGUGGAGACAGAAAAUAGAAUCAAAAUGAGAAGAAUAAAAGAACAAUCCAUAGAUUAGAAUAAUAAAGAUGAAGAUAAAGCAUCCAUUACAACUUCAUAAUGACUUUAAUAUUCUUAUAUAUAAUAUAUUCCCG
Molecule: messenger RNA, 469 nt
Organism: Paramecium octaurelia
Lineage: Eukaryota; Ciliophora; Oligohymenophorea; Peniculida; Parameciidae
Source: the annotation of a GenBank genome assembly